UAUUCUUUACAUCGUGGAAGUGUAAAGAGGAGAGAUGUCUUCUCCAGGCUGAUGCAGGAGUGCAGCACUCCAGAAUGUUGAGAGGAAUUGCUAAUAGUGCAACACAUGUAUUUACAUUUUCGUUGGCUAGAUCUCAGCACUGCAAACCAUUGUUGACUCUCUCAUCUCUGUGGAAGAACAUAAAGGAUGCAAGCUUUUUACAGCAUUCCAGUUAUACAACUGAUAUAAAAUCGAAAGUGGAGAACAAAAGAACUGUGGAGAAUCUCUACAGAUUAGCCGUUGAUAUUAAAAAAAUUCGGAGACUAAAGGAGUGGGUCCUCUUUCAGGAUGCAGCCUAUGUUAAAGAAACUGCUAACGCUUUACGUGAAAUGGGAGCUGAUAAGACUGCCAUAGCAAAUAUUUUGGAACGUUGCCCAGAGGCAAUCCUCCGUACCCCAGCAGAGAUAAACUCUCAAAGAGAUCUGUGGCAAUCAGUAUGCCAAAAUGAAAAACAACUGGUCAAAUUAAUAGAACAAUUUCCAGAGUCUUUUUUUACUGUUGAACAUCAUGAGAACCGGAAAUCUAAUGUUCAAUUCUUUCAAGAGUUGGGACUGAAGAAUAAUAUAAUCAGCAGGUUCUUCACAAGUGCACCCGAUAUUUUUUACAAGCCUGUUGAGAAAAACAAACAUAUAGUAGAGACAUUACAGAGAAUAUAUCUAAAUUUAGGUGGUUCUAAUGCCAAUAUGAAGAUCUGGCUUCUGAAAUUAUUGAGUCAAAACCCAUUUAUUUUGUUAAAUAGCUCCACAGCAAUUCAAGAGAACUUGGAGUUUCUCCAGAAGAAAGAUUUCACUGAUUCUGAAGUUCUGCAGCUUCUAUCUAGGCUUAAAGGUUUUAUUUUUAAUCUUAGCCCUAACACUAUGCAGAGGAGCAUGUUUUUUUCCAAAGAUGUUUUUAAGUGCAGUGAUCAAGAAUUAAAAGAGCUAGUGUUGAAAUGCCCUGCUCUCCUCUACAAUUCUGUUCCAGUUCUGGAAGAAAGACUCAAGGGACUGUUGAAGGAAGGAAUUUCUGUAGAUCAGAUUAAAGAGACACCAAUGGUGCUGGAGCUGACAACCCAAAUUGUGCAGUACAGAAUUAAAAAGUUAGCUGCUUUAGGAUACAAUAUAAAAAAUGGAAAUCUAGAAAAUUUGAAUGGAACAAAGAGAGAUUUUGAAGCCACUUAUUGUAGGAUACAAGCAAAGAGAGAGAGACCAAUGUUUAAUCCUGUUGCUCCUUUAGAUUAAUUUGAAUACCUUUAAUUUAUUCAAAAAGGGAACUUUAUCCUUUAAGGAUGGAAAUAAAAAUAUCCUUAGGGUACGUCUUCACUACCCGCCGGAUCGGCGGGUAGCAAUCGAUUUCUCGGAGUUCGAUAUAUCGCAUCUCAUCUAGACGCGAUAUAUUGAACCCCGAACGCGCGCCC
Molecule: messenger RNA, 1435 nt
Organism: Mauremys reevesii (Reeves's turtle)
Lineage: Eukaryota; Metazoa; Chordata; Testudines; Geoemydidae
Gene: MTERF2
Product: mitochondrial transcription termination factor 2
Exons: 2
Coding region: 75-1259 (394 amino acids)
Biological process (GO): regulation of DNA-templated transcription; termination of mitochondrial transcription
Cellular component (GO): mitochondrial matrix
Molecular function (GO): double-stranded DNA binding
Source: RefSeq, a predicted model, not a curated record